This is a messenger RNA of Eimeria acervulina, 1278 nucleotides long. RefSeq lists its product as hypothetical. The record is from RefSeq and is a predicted model, not a curated record. NCBI's taxonomy places the organism in Eukaryota, Apicomplexa, Conoidasida, Eucoccidiorida, Eimeriidae. The coding region runs from base 1 to 1278 and encodes 425 amino acids. The transcript has 4 exons.
AUGGAAUUAUACAACGCCUCAGCAGAUUUAGACGCCUUGACUGCAGCAAGAGUGUCUCAGCUUGCUGCUGCAGCAGGAGAGGCUCCAGGUGCUGCUGCAGCAGGAGAGGCUCCAGUUGCUGCUGCAGCAGGAGAUGCUUCAGUUGCUGCUGCGGCAGAAGUGUCUUCGCUAGCUGCUGCAGCAGGAGCGGCUUCACCUGGUGCUGCAGAAGGAGAGGCUUCACCUGGUGCAGCAGCAGCAGAGGCUUCACUUGCUGCUGCAGCGGGAGAUGCUCCAGGUGCUGUUGCUGCGGAUGCUGCUGCAGCGUCAGAUCAACGGACAGCAACGCCAGAUGCUGCAGCAGCAGCAACACCUGCUUCUGCUGCUGCAGCAGGAGAUCUAGAGGCAGCGCCACCGAGCGAAUCAGCAGCAGCAGAAGCAGCGGCACCAGAAGAAGCAGCAGCACCCGCAGCAGCAGCAGCACCCGCAGCAGCAGAAGAGUCUCCUGCAGCUGCAGACAAUGGGCAAGCAGCUGAUGCUCAAAGUGCUGCUGCUACAGCAGCAGCAACACCUAAAGCACCCUCUGCUGCACCAGCAGCAAUGCCAGCAGCAAAUAUAACAAACGAGGCGACACCAGAAGCGGCAGCACCUGCAGCAGCAGCAGCAGCACCUGCAGCAGCAGCAGCAGCAGAAGGAGCGCUGCCAGCAACUGUGAAGCCAGAGAGACUUUCUGCUGCUGAAAGGACCUCUCCUUCGAGCAGCAGCAGCAGCUGCAGCAGGAGCAACAGCACAGGCAGGAGCAAGGGAGACAGCAGCAGCAGCAGCAGCAGCAGCAAGGCAGAAGCUACUCCCCACAAGAGGAAGGCUACAGAGCGCAGCAGCAGCAGCAACAGCAGCAGCAGCAGCAGCAAAGUAAAGAAACGCAAGAGCGCCACAGGGGCCUCCUCGGGUGCUGCUGCUAGGCCAAGCUACAGCAGCAGCAGUAGCAGCAGCAGCGACAGCAGCAGCAGCAGCAGCGACAGCAGCAGCAGCGGAAGUGAAAGCAGCUCAGACGAUGAGGAGCUGGCCCUGCUGCAGCAGCAGGAGCAGCAGCAACUGGCGCCGCUGCUGCAGCAGGUGCUGCAGCAGCUACGAAGUAUGUUUGAAGAGCAGGGAACACCCAAUUCACUUUUGCUGCGGCCUCCGCCUCCUCAUAUUCCGUACACCAAACUCCUCAAUCCGGCGGCAAAGGAACCAGCUGCUGCUGCAGCGUGUAGCAGCAGCAGCAGCAGGAGAGGAGCUGCUGCUGCCUUCCUUUAA